CAAAAUUGACAAAAAUACCCUUUUCUCUCACAAUGAUGCCUGCUUUCCUUUUGGUCUAGCUCGCUCACAGAAUGCUCGCCGGCAAUUGCCUUCUCCCUCAUCACCUGGUCAUCCCUCCGGUGACCACCGUUCAUGGCGGUUGCUACCAUCCUUCCAAACGAAAGCCCACGCGAUUCCAUUCUAACAGGCUCCGGCUUGUGAUGUCGCUCAACCAAACCCCGCAGCGUUCAAAUUCAACUUCGUCCAUAGUGAAUUCACUUACGAAGCUCCUGUGGGGCCAAUCUCUCCCACCAGGUCUCCUCAUCGCCACCGUUCGUACGGCAUGGAACUCCACGUGGCAGCUCAUGAUGUCCCAGCUGGCUCCUUCCGAUCCCUCCGGUGGCUAUUCAAGACCCCCUUCCAAGUUCGGAGCCUCCCGACUCUCCGUCUCGAGCCAAACCCGCCUCCAUCUCUACGUCGGCCUACCCUGCCCCUGGGCCCACCGAACCCUCAUAGUCCGAGCCUUGAAGGGCUUGGAGGAGGCGGUGCCAGUUUCUGUUGCUUCACCAGGGCUGGACGGAUCAUGGGAAUUCAAACACAUCCGUGUUGGGGAAAAGGAUAAGCUUAACCCCACUUUGGAUAAGGCGAAUGGGUGCAAGAGGUUGAAGGAAGUUUAUAUGCUGAGAAGCGGUGGUUAUGAUGGAAGAUCCACGGUGCCAAUGCUAUGGGAUACUGUUAAAAAGGACGUCAUAUGCAAUGAGAGCUAUGAUAUUAUUGAAUUAUUCAAUUCCGAGCUGAAUGGGUUGGCUUGCAAUCCAAAUUUGGAUCUUUCGCCCCCUGAACUGAAGGGAAGGAUUAAGGAAUGGUAUGAGAUGAUAUAUCCGAAUGUGAACAACGGGGUAUACAGGUGUGGGUUUGCGCAGAGCCAGGAGGCAUAUGAUAGAGCAGUGAAGGACUUGUUUCAUACGCUGGACAUGUUGGAAGAUCACUUGGGCGGGUCGCGAUACUUGUGUGGAGACGGACUUACACUUGUGGAUGUAUGCCUGUUUACUACUCUGAUUCGAUUCGAUCUUGUGUAUAACGGAAUUUUCAAAUGCACCAAGAGGAAGCUCCUCGAGUAUCCUAACCUGCACGCCUAUAUGCGUGACAUUUAUCAGAUUCCAAAGGUGGCAGAAACCUGCAAUUUUACUGAAAUAAUGGAUGGUUAUUACAAAAUCCUUUUCCCACUCAAUCCAGGGUGCAUUACACCAAUCAUGCCAUCGGGUUAUGAUCCUCAAGUCCUUGGCAGACCUCACGGCAGAGAAUCAUUGUCAUCCGCUGCGCCAGUAUUUGUCAAAUAGAAAUCACGUCUUUAACAUAGGAUGUCAUUGUACAGUAUGCCUUUACCUGA
Molecule: messenger RNA, 1369 nt
Organism: Prosopis cineraria
Lineage: Eukaryota; Viridiplantae; Streptophyta; Magnoliopsida; Fabales; Fabaceae
Exons: 3
Coding region: 72-1319 (415 amino acids)
Cellular component (GO): cytoplasm
Molecular function (GO): glutathione transferase activity
Source: RefSeq, a predicted model, not a curated record